AUCACCAUGGAUUUGAAUUCAAUAACAACCCCUUCUAAGUAUCACUGUUGUGUGUUACGUAACAAUGUCAUUCUUAAUGGUAUUGAAAAUCCUCCGAUGAAUGCCUUCGUCUUUCAAAUUAUAGUCCGCAAUGUGAUUACCGUUUACUAUCUUUCCCAUCAAACCAACCAGUGGGUGCUUCACUGCAAUCUAAACGAAGAGCCACACUUUUCCAAAAAUCUCAUACUUCUCGCUUCCAACUACAACAACAUGUUCGGUGACUUAAGCACAAGCUUCAAUGAGGUAGCUAUGGUUCUCACAGAAGCUGCCAUUCCCAUCUCGGAGCAUCCUUCCAUCAUGGCAAAACUCAACUCCACCGCUAUGGCGGUGGUACGACGGUUUGGCAACCUUGAGGACAAAACCAUCCCCCUCGUGGUUGAUAUUGCUAAGUCACACUUCCAGAUCAUCAGAGAUCCCUUCCAACCCAACCUUCAAAAGUGUGUGAACAACCAGUGGACAUCGACUGAUAGUGGCGGAUUUGAGGAGUUUGGUGAUAAUGAGGAACAAGAACAUCAAGCUAACAAUGAGGUGACAAGGUUGUCCAUGGAGAAUGAGGAGGAGGGAGAGGAGGAGUACCAAACUUCUCCGGCAACAGAAUCUUCAAUCGCCGCAUUGGAGAAGGUGAAGUCGAGCGAAAAUGGAGAAUGUGCAAUCUGCUUGGGAGAAAUGGAGGUGAACGAAAUAGUGAUUCGCAUGCCUUGCGGCCACAAGUUUCAUGGAGGAUGCAUUGUGCAGUGGUUGGGAAAGAGACAUGUUUGUCCCUUGUGUCGUUUUGAAAUGCCGAUAGCCACCGCCGCAAUGGAUGGCCGUUCUACCGCCUAAUUAGGGGCAUUUUAAC
Messenger RNA from Cuscuta europaea, 877 nucleotides. The record is from the annotation of a GenBank genome assembly. Lineage: Eukaryota; Viridiplantae; Streptophyta; Magnoliopsida; Solanales; Convolvulaceae.